AUGGCCAAUAAUGUUUUUACAGAUGCUGCUGUUUUUGGAGAAACAAAUUUGGAGUUACCCAUAGUUGUUUCAAAUCAAUCAGCUGUUGAGCCUGUAGGCAAACAUGGCUUUUCAAUAGUCGAAUUUGGCAGACCUGACCUAUUCAUACUCUGCAACAUUGACGGGAAAUCACAGCUUGACAGCUGUUUAUUUACGCAGACUGGUAGCAAUUCAAAAUCCCAAGCUCUUGUUGUGUGGGAAAUACCUUGUGCAAUCAAGGAACACUCUGGAGUUGUCUCUGUCGUUACCUUUAUUUCAGCUAUUGUAUCGGCUAUUUUAAUUGUCGUGGCAUCUAUUUAUUAUUCAGAUACUCAGACAUUUGCAGUGAUCUGA
Camellia sinensis is the source of this 372-nucleotide messenger RNA. The record is from RefSeq and is a predicted model, not a curated record. NCBI's taxonomy places the organism in Eukaryota, Viridiplantae, Streptophyta, Magnoliopsida, Ericales, Theaceae.